Botrytis byssoidea is the source of this 4422-nucleotide messenger RNA. RefSeq lists its product as uncharacterized. Bases 1 to 4422 code for a protein of 1473 amino acids. Lineage: Eukaryota; Fungi; Ascomycota; Leotiomycetes; Helotiales; Sclerotiniaceae. The transcript is spliced from 3 exons. The record is from RefSeq and is a predicted model, not a curated record.
AUGGCAGAGUCCGAGGGUUCUGAAUGGCAACGCGAGCCGUUACCAGAUUUCUUGAGAAGUCCGGGGCUACAGAAUUUUAUCAAGGAAGUUUACAAGGGCAAAAAGGCCAAGCCAUAUCCUCAAGAUGUUGGCCUCCAUAAUUUUGAAUUGGAUCUCGGCGAUGCAGCUUAUGAGUACGCUGUAUCGGAUGGGCCUGUUAAGCAAAUAUGGGGAAAUUUGAGCCAGUGGUUCAAUGCAGAACAUGGCUACGACAGCACCUUGCCAAAAGUAGCUCCCCCAAAAGAAUCCGACGAGCUCGACAUACAGUCGAAAUACAAUGAUUUGUUUUGGGAUAGUCACAGCAUUGACUCGAUUGCAAAACGAAUCGCAAGUCAUGCGCGGGACGAAAAUUCAGAUCCACCCAUCGAUUAUUAUCAUAAACCAAAGCCUUUCUUGCGUGGCUUGAUUGACUUUCAAAAUCUCUUUGGUCACAAUGCUGCCGAAUCCCCUCUCGCUGGGUAUAGUAAGCAAAAUCUGCGCGAGGAUUUGAUUGCUGCGUCCUUGUUUCAUCAUAUUGCGACGACUAUUUUGAAGAAUCCCUUCUUCUUCUUGGAUGAUGUAAAAAACCUGAAUGGGACAGUGGUCGGUCCGCAUAAUCCUGUCGACAAAUUAUAUCAUAAUCUCCUCCAGCAUGAAUCUCUACAAAACCAGCUUGUUGCUAAAUCCUUCCGAGCGCAUACCCUUAGAUUACUUAGGCCUCGAGAAGAGUACAGCCAUAGCAAAAGCAUCGCAGCCAGAACAAAUGGCAAGAUUCGGAGAGUAGCACAAGCUCGAGCAAGACAAUGGUUGAGAAGCGAGGCACAGGAUCUUUGGCUGCCGACCAUCGUCAAAAUUGACGAACAUGAAGUUGAGAUUCUUUACGAAAGAGCUGCGGAGUUAGCAAUUGAGGUUGCUUCCAUGACAUGGACGGACAUUCAAAUAGAAACAUUGGAAGAUUAUACGCCUUUGCCACACCCCACUAUUCCUUGCCUCCCUUUGUUAUUCUGGAAACAUUAUAAAGCCGAUCCAGCUUUGCAUCAUAUUUCAGACAUGUCGAAGUAUCUUUUUGGAGACAUUCCCGUGCCACCAAAAGACCUAAAAGUUCUGAACGAGCUCGAAAAGCAGGUCAAACUGGUCAGAUGCAGGCUUGUUAUAUAUGUGCACAUUGAAAAUCCUACAAAUCUCGAAACAGGUCACCCGUAUCUUGAGGUCGAAGGGUACCCGUUCCCAGACCCGGUCCAGGUCAAUAAAUGCCCAGAACAAAUAUAUCUGGAACUACCAGAAUUGGAGAAGCAAGAGCCUGAUCCUGGGAAGCUAGAAAGGGUUUACAGUGAUGAAGACUUGGACAGACCGCCUCCGAGGUCUCGCGGUAUACUUGGAGGAAAACUCACCUGGCGAAAAGUGUGGAAGUUCUACAAAUGGCUCUUCUACUCCGCUCUCUAUUAUAUUCCGUUUUACGCGGUGGCGCUGGGAGUUCCUUUUAUACUUGCAUGGGGCUUUUACAAACUUUUCUCCCUUGGGGCUGACGAGGAGGUAGAUUGGUGGUUUUUGCCUAAUAUUCGGAAUCUAUUUUACUCUUGGCGAGAUGCGUUGUCCUCAUACUUCCUCGGGGCCCUUGGCUGGCUGGGGGUCUUGAGGUUGUAUGAUCUAGCGAUGACUGUUCUCCAUAACUUUUUUGGUCCAUGGUUUGAAACCUUUGCUCACGGGAGGGAAUCAGCCCUUCAUUCCGUCACAACUUCAAGAGAAUACAUGUCUGGCUUGUAUGAUGCCACAGCGGAAUAUGUCGUUUCCACAAGAAUGUGGAAUCUCCUACCUGAUGAAUGGGGAUUCCUAAUUGGCUUCCUUUGCUUUUUUAUUCCGUCUGCCAUUCUAUAUCAUCUGGUGGGCGGGGCCGUUGCAGAAGCACCAGGUCCAGCUCGAUGGUAUAUACGUCCGCUCAUGAUUGUUUUCUUCAUCUGCCAGCUCUUCUGGUUUGAUUUUGUACGAAGCGCGCUUACGGAUUUUACUGGUUACGUAUCUGAUGUACCGAAAAUUGUGAUGGAUAUGUUCGAGAGUUUAUUGAAUCUCCCAGAAACCUUCAGCUGGAUGUUAGAAUGGAUUUCAGGAAUUGGUGGCGAUACGAGCGUCUCUAUUAUACCAGAAUUCGACCCAAGUCAGCCUGGGAUUUCGAUGAAACCAGAGCCAGAGCCAGGAACAUAUGAUGAUGUUCCAAAGCCUUUCCAAUUAAGCCCAGAUGUGGAAAAGACACUUUCAGAAUCAACGCUUGGAGACUCAUUAACAGGGUCAAAAAUUGGGGAGGCAGUACUGAUAUCGCAUCUUUCAAAAGAACAAGGAUCAUUGGGUAUCAGUGAAAUGCUAGAGCACUCGGAACUUGGCCGAACGUUAGGAGAAUUUGGAUUUGAUCAAUCGCUCGUAGGGAGAGAAGGCAUCGAGGAAGCCUUGAAAGGGUCUUUGCUCGGAUACAUAUUAACAGGGUCUGAUACUGAAAAGAGGCUAGUAACUGCACAGCUAGGAGCCACAUUAGCAAAACCAGACCUUGCAGAAGAGUUUGUAGAAUCGGAAAUCGCGAAAACUUUAACACAAUCAGAACUCGCAGAACGAAUAACCGAAGCCUUAAACACUGAACUGGGCUUGGAAAUACUAGAUACGGGACUGGGGAGGCACGCGAAGAAAGUACCAUCUGUGUCAAUGCUUGGAAAAGUACUAUCCGGACUCAAUCUGGCAGAAACGCUAGAAGGGUCGUUGCUUGGGAAAAUAUUAACGGGAUCAACUUCGGGACCUAUUCUUCCAGUAGAAGCUCUUACUGCGUGGGAAGGACUCGCACCACCAGAACCAUAUAUUCCUGGAACACUUCUUAUAGGGGCAGGACCUACUACGCCGAUUCUUACGAAGAUAAUGACAAUAGUCAUGAAGCCAAUAAUGACAUUACUCAGCCCCUUUCAAUUGAUAGGAACGAAGAUAGUAUCGGUACUAAUGAAAGCACCAAUGAUAGAAUCUCUUCUACCGGCAUUGACGACAGUAGCGAACACAGCUCUGAAACCAUUGGGUCCGGUAAUAGGUUUCUUGAGCGGUUUCUCCUCUACCACCGAGCAAUCAUCUGACCAAAAGCCGGGAUAUACUCCAGGAACUGGCGCACCAAUCGCGGAAUCUGUUCUCCCAAUAAUAGCGAAAGCGUUCACUAUAAUUUUGAAGCCAAUUGCAUCAUUAGUGGCCAUGUUCUCCGAUUCAUCGUUUACCGAUUCGACGAUCUCAUACCUAAAGAUAUCUUUCGAUCCAGCUAUGGUGUCACUCUUCACCACAUGGGUAUUAUUUCCCGUGCUUGCAUCGGGCUUCUACAUAGCUGUACGGCGCUACAUAGAUGCCUGGGGGCAACCCGUACCCCCGCAGGAGGAGGAUUUUCCUCCACCACCGAACAGAAUACGUAAUUUAUUCACCUAUGUCUCGCGUAAGAUUCGCUCAGCUUAUCACUCAUUCUGUCGAUUUCUCGGUUUGUUGGGUCAUCUAUUCAAAUAUGUUUUCCGUCCAUUUGCAUUUCUCCUUUACCCGUUCAAGCGGCUUUACGCCUUGGUUGCCUAUAUUCUUCGCCCAGUCCGACGGUUGGGCUAUCCAUUCGUUUAUAUUUAUGGUCAGAUUACCAGAUUGGGUGGUUAUAUUUGGCAAUCAAUAGUUCAUCGAAUACCACCAGGACGCUAUCUAUUUAUCCAAUUACUGACUCUCUUUGUAUUUACAAUCUAUACCAUUAUGCCUCUAUUGGAAUAUGCUUAUUGGCUGUUCUUGCAAUUCGAAGAUUACCGUCACCCGAGACCUCCACUGCCCCAAUUACCAUUCAUCAAUAGGAUAAUGGGGUUUUUUAUGCGCGCAUACGAAAUAGUUCUCCAAUUAUUCGCAGACAUAGGACAGAAAUUAUCAGAUUUGUACAAUGUUUUACGCUUGAACCUUGCUCCUCUCCGAGGGAUAAUCGACGCAAUAAUAUUCUUAUACAGACAAGUUUCUCGCACCUGGAACAUUUUUUUCCGCACUGUAAGAGUGAUUUAUUAUUCGACGGCUUUUUUGGCCUAUUUAAUGUUGGGAUUGGAGACACAUGUCUUUUUUAUCCCCGGACAAAGUCCAGAAAUUCUUCUGGCUCUCCGAGCUAUCUGCUCUUUUCUUUGGAAGGAACCUUUCGUUCAAGUUGUAGUUCCUGUUAAUGAGGAUGAUUUAGCCUAUCGUCACUUUCCUGGGUAUGCCCAGGAUCGUCAUCGCUCUCUUCCUCAUCCACAAUGGUUUCCCUUUUUCCAUUUGCUGAUUGGGAUAGCUAUCGGCCUUUUUACAUAUCUUACCGCAGGUGAUCAUCCUAGUGGCCGUGAUUCUCUUCUUCGUACUAGUGACUUGAACUCGACCUUGGAUGAAUUAUUAAAAAAUUGA